GAUUAUAACUUAUGGCCGAGCACCGUCCACCCGCUGGCAUUGAUUCUUGCUACUAUUGCCUUGGCGACUACCUUCCUCCUACUCCAUUUUCUCCGCAAGCCCACCAGCCAACCCACGUCAACUUUGACGCCUCCUUUGCCCCCCCUGCCUGCGAGCGACGAAAUCGUGGCCCUGCGUGUCUACCCAAUCAAGUCAUGCCGGGGUUUCGAAGUCAAGUCUACGCAGCUCCUCCGAACCGGUCUAGACCUGGAUCGCAACUGGAUGUUCAUAUCAGCAGAUACAUGCGAGUUCAUCACUAUCCGAACCAACUCCAACAUGACCCUUAUCAGAACGAGAUAUGACGUCGAUACUGAUGGGCUCACUAUUUCCUGCAAGUCCCAUGAAUUCAAUAUUCCGGCUCAUCCUACGACUGAAUGGCUUAAGAGU
Messenger RNA from Fusarium redolens, 426 nucleotides. RefSeq lists its product as uncharacterized. Bases 12 to 341 code for a protein of 109 amino acids. The record is from RefSeq and is a predicted model, not a curated record. NCBI's taxonomy places the organism in Eukaryota, Fungi, Ascomycota, Sordariomycetes, Hypocreales, Nectriaceae. The transcript has 2 exons.